Messenger RNA from Amoebophrya sp. A25, 215 nucleotides. The record is from the annotation of a GenBank genome assembly. Lineage: Eukaryota; Dinophyceae; Syndiniales; Amoebophryaceae.
GAAGAAGCAAAAGCAUGAUCUGUUGAGCCUGCUAUGGAGUUCGGAUUAUCGACUGCAAACAUUGACGAGAUCAGAAGCGAGCAGUCUCGCAGACACGCGCGCAAAGGCCUACGAGCUAAUUAAACAGACCUACUUCACAGAAAGAGAAACUACUAAAUCGAGAGCUGCGAAGAAAUCAAAAGGUGACCCAAAAACUGAAGAUCCUGUCAAGAAAU